Thermochaetoides thermophila DSM 1495 is the source of this 7992-nucleotide messenger RNA. RefSeq lists its product as uncharacterized. The transcript is spliced from 4 exons. Bases 1 to 7992 code for a protein of 2663 amino acids. The record is from RefSeq and is a predicted model, not a curated record. Gene Ontology annotation, molecular function: protein binding. NCBI's taxonomy places the organism in Eukaryota, Fungi, Ascomycota, Sordariomycetes, Sordariales, Chaetomiaceae.
AUGCUUGCUCUUCACGGUCGACGUUAUCGCUCGUCGACAUCGGCAUCGGCACAUCAAACCUCUCAGGCGACAGAGAUUCUACAUACGCUCCUUCAGCGACUAUCUGACACCAUCAGCCUUCCUGUUGCCGGGGAUUUCCCAGAUACCAAACAAGUGAUCGGUCAGGCCCAACAUGUCCACCAACACCUUUCUGCUCUGCCGCCACCUUCUCCGCCCCAGGACGAUUUCCGCCAUCUUCACGGCUUUCAUGUCUUUUUGAACGUGUUGCGAUCGUUCGCUGGUUUCUACAACCCUAAUAAACGGACAGAGUCGGAGAAGAAGGCUGUGUUUGAGCUGUUGCAUGUUGUGCUAGCGACCUUUUCCGCAGCCUUUCGUGGCCAUACUGGCAACCGGCGAUACUUCCAGGAGAGAGUUGAAGGUGGUGGCUGGGAGGCUCUGGAACAGACAAUUGCAAGCAUUGGCAUCUGCGGGGGUGACGUGGACCCUUGGACAUCGUGCCAGCUUUUCGGAAAGCUGUUUUCUUUUGCCCUGGAUGACCAGCGCCUAGAUGGUUUCUUCUGUUCUGCUGUGACACCAGAACCAUUAAGCACUGCUCCCGAUACACAAAAUGGAGAUCAAAAGGAGAACGCAGCAGCAGCUGAAGAUGGCAGUCUUGUCAAUAUCAGCCUGCCUGCUGUUUACAAUAUUGAGGUCAUUGAGCAGAGGCUGAGGGCAAUCAUUGCGCCGACGACUGUGGUUCAAAAUGCCGAAAUAGUCCGUACCAUUGUUGCCUUCUGGGAAUCACUCCCUAGAAGUCCAGGGACUGCUCCGAACCUUGCGUCCCUCAUGGUUCUGGAAACACUGUCCCUAGUUGCAUCUGCGUCUUUCCACAAUCUCAAUGCUCUGCACGCAAGUGGUCUUUUGUCCAGACUGCUUCACCUGCUGUUUGGCGAACAUAGCCCCCUGACAGAGCCGGAGAGAACGAAAGCAUUGUGCUUAUGCAGGUCACUGAUGUCUCUCGGUGUCGAAAGGCUUGAAGAUGCUCAAUUCUUGUUGACCCGUCGAGACGUAGCCACGUCCGAGUUUUGCCUGCAAAUGGCAGAGAGGUACACAGGACCUCCCUUCAUUCAUUUUGAUCUUUCGCUCCAUGGAUAUUCUUCCAUUGAGCUUCCCAGCUUGGGCCGCUCGUUCCCCCCUCAGACUGCCCCUGGCUAUACAUUUACCGCGUGGAUUCGUAUCGACAAGUUUGAUCCAGACUCGCACACAACACUCUUUGGAGUAUUUGACGCUACCCAGACCUGUUUCCUCCUGGCGUAUCUGGAAAAGGAUACCAGAAACUUCAUCCUCCAAACCUCCAUCACUGCUCCACGCCCUAGUGUGAGAUUUAGGUCGGUUGUCUUCCAGGAGGGUCAUUGGUACCAUAUCGCUAUCGUCCAUCGAAGACCCAAAACAAUAACGGCGAGUAAGGCAAGCUUGUAUGUCAACGGCGAAUUUGCGGAGCAAGUUCGCGCAGGUUAUCCCAGCCCGCCUCCACCUACCAACCCAAGUGUGGAAAGCUUUGUAUCCUUUCCCUCAACCACGGCCAAGACGAACCCAAUACAGGCAUUUUUGGGGACACCUCGCGGCCUAGCAGCGCAGCUGGGGGCGGGCCUUGUGCAUUCAAAGUGGUCUUUGGCAUCUGCCCAUCUCUUCGAGGACGUGCUGAGCGACGAUCUCCUCGCCGUCUACUACCGGCUAGGUCCACGUUAUCAAGGAAACUUCCAGGAUUGCUUAGGCGGCUUCCAGACUUACGAGGCCUCGGCUGCCCUAGGCCUACGCAAUGAAGUUUUUCAUCCCGGAAAGGACGAGAACUCGGACAUCUUGAAGGCCAUUAGGGAUAAGGCCGGCACAAUCGUCCCUGAAAAUAAAGUCCUCUUGAGCGUAUUCCCGCGAGCCGUAUUCUCGCCUGAUGGCAAGUUCCUGGACACGCUACUCUUCCGAUCGCUCUCAAGGAAUGCGGCUAGUGCUCUCUUUCAUGCGACCGUUAAGAGUGGAACUGCGGUUGCCCUCAACGGUGCCGUGGCCUGCGUGAAUGAUGCAUUGAUCAAGCUUAAUGGGGUCUCUGUUUUGGAAGGAAGACCCAUGGUUGCCACUCCCUGUCAUUUGGACGACAACCUUUGGCGUCUAGGCGGCUUCACACCGGUUGCUCUUAAGUUGGUAGAGCGGUCGUCCACUGGCGAUGAGCUGUUACGAGCCGUUGAGCUUAUGUUCCACUGCAUCAGCAACAACUGGAGGAACAGCGAGGCCAUGGAAAGAGAUACUGGUUACGCCAUUCUGAGCAUGCUAAUCCGGGCGAAGCUGGGAUAUGGAGUUGCUGGCAAUGAAGCUCUGUCUCAGGCGUGGCGCCUGUCGCUGACAAGCGAGGCCAGAGACCGUCUAAGCUUCCAACUCCUCAGUCUUCUGUUGCAUUUUGUCGGCUAUAAGCACGCCGAUCCAAUUGAGUCUUUCAUCAUCAACCCUCUUGCUUAUCGUGUGCUCUUGAUCGAUCCGGACACAUGGAGGAGGUCCUGCACCAGGACUCAAGAGCUCUAUUACAAACAAUUCCUGACCUUUGCAGUCAAGAGCAAGCAUCAUCAGUUCAACAGUCGCCGGCUACUUCGAAUGCGCAUCAUCAAAAGGCUUCUAGAUGCCUUGAAGGCUGAGACGAUCUCAGAGGAGAUCAUGCCUCAUUUUAUGGCAUCCUUCGAGGCUUUGGUGAAGUGUAACUACAGUGCGGAAGUUCACCGGUCCAUUGCUCUCUUCAUUACCUACGCCUUCCACACUCCCGGCUCGCUCCCACGUACACCCAAGCCAGGUUCCGUGGGCAAUCGAUCUGCUACCCCUGUUUCGGGGGUUGUUCGGCGGCAGACCGCAUCAUCCAUCGACCCUCCCUCCCUGUCCUCUUCCCAGACCUCAACACUGCUCACCAAGAAAGAACUUGGCAUCCGGCUGCUGGAGAUGUACACCAGACUUCUCUGUGAGAAGUCCAAUUUGGUUGACAUCCGCAAGUUUGCCAAGACAGUCACUAAUAAGGUGAUAAUUGAGGUCGGCCCAAAGAAGAAGAAAAAGGAAUACGUGCUGACCACCCGGCAGUGGCUUCUCUACUUGCUUGCCGAAAGCAAUCCAAAAAUUGUGGUUUACGGCUGCAAGAUCCUUGCUCGUCUCCUCGUCACGCAGCCCUCCAGCUACACGAACAAGUUUGCGAGCAAGACCGGCGGCUUCUGGAUCAUGGCUCAUCGACUGAAGCAGUGGUGGGAUAUCUCCACUCUUUGGCCGAUCUUGUUCAGCAUCCUCUUCGGACACGAUGUUGCCAACAUCGACUUUGACAAGUCAUUCGACUUCUUCAGUCUGCUGGAGAUCUUUGGCGAAAGCAAGGUCGUGUUUCCUGAUGUGUUGCCCGUUAUCACCGCCAUGUUACAGCAUGGCCUCCGGGAUGUUAUCAAGUAUCAGGAUGACCCGGACUCACCAGCGGGCGACUCAACCCCCACGAAAGCCUGCCAAUCUUCCCUUGGAUCUGUCCAAACACGACCUCGGGCCCGCUCAAUGGAGCUGGGCCAGGCCCUUGAGCCACGAAGAACACAACCUGACAAGGAGAGGGUUGCAGCCAAUGCUGGUGUCCUGCAAACCGUUGUGCGUUUCCUCGCCGACAUGCACGCCCGUUCAGCAAACUUCCGGGAUUUUGCCCUCACUUCGGACUACGUCCGGUUGCUAUGCUCUGCUUUAUACCCCGUCAUCGUCAGUGCCGAUCCGGUCAGCGCAGAGACUGAGUUGAAUUCCAAGGACAGCGGACUUACUUUCGAGGGUGUCGAUGUCAUCAUCCGUCCUGUUCCUGGCUCUUCAUCCAAUGCCAUUCCCAUUGUCAGGACGGCUGGCUCAGCACCGACUUCUGAUUUGGCUUCUACCCCACCGUCCUCUAGCAGAAGGUUUCCCCUACGGCGGCCAUCGUCAUUUGUCUUGGUCACUGCACAACCGCCUCCAACUGCUCCAACCCGCUUGACACCGAUCAUGUCACCCAAGAAAAAAGUGGCCACCCGCAACAUUAGUAAUGCUGUGCUAGAGGGGCUCAUGGAACUCAUCAUUGGGGUGUUCACCGAUCAGAUCCUGGUCAGGAAGGAAUUCCCUGGUUUUAGUUUGUUCUUAAAGGUUCCGCCUGGGUUCCAGGAGCACCGCGCGUACUUUGAGACGUACAUUCUACGGAAUGUCAUGACUCAUUUGAAGAACGCUAUUCAGCUGGAGCAGAAACUGCUGGUCGAACCCAGAAUUUUGCAGAACCUUUCUCGUCUCAAUCUCCACAUGAUUGAGAUUGUCUUCGAGGGAUGGUUCAUGAACGGGGCCGAGACAAUGAUUGAUUUCAACGGCACAGUCUUGGAGUAUCUGCAGAGACCCGAAGUGGCAUCAUUGAAGAGCGUUCGACUCUGCAGCAGUGCGGUUCAGACGAUCAAAACUGCAUUCUUGAAGUUCGCUCUUCUCCGGCUGUCGGACAUGGACGACCCAGAGAUUAAGGAAUCCGAGGCCGUUGCCGUCAUGGAGCAGCUCCUGUACUGGCAGACUGUGUUACUUGACUCGCUGACGCUGGAUGGGGAGUACAUGAAGCUGCUGUGGUACCAGCUUUACAACAAGCUGGUGGAUUCACGUCAUUCGGUCCGCUUGAUCGCCUCUACCCUCUGGCGUAUCAUGCUUGUUCAGAAGCCCGACGAAAGCGCGGCGUUGCUGCGGCAGACCAUCACGCCGGAUCAACGGUGGCUUGCUAGGGACUUUGAAAAGCUCACGGAACUGGAUGACCUCUCAUUCCUGGAGUGGGUAGAUGAAAACCGUUCAUCUCUCGACGUCCUCUUUCUGGGUGGCAUGUCGAAGGCAUGGGAAGAUUUUGUCGUGGCUGAAAACCAGAAAUCUGGAGAUAGUGCCAAGAUGAGACUCAAGCAUCGCAAGGACAAGCUACGGCAAUGGCACAUGGAAAACCUGGAGCGCGAGAACGUGCUUCUCCGCCAUGAGAUGGCCAACAGCGCAUGGAUGAAGAGCAUUUACUUUACUGAGCAUUUUAAGCACCAGAGACUUCUCCAGGACCAGCAGGAUGAUAAUGCAUUCAUGGCUUCGACGUUCGCCAGAAUGGAACGCGAUCUGCGCCGUGCUGGGGCUGUAUUUGCUGAGCCGCAAAACAUCAAGUGGAAGCUAGACCGGACCGAAGGCCGGAAUCGCAUGCGUCUUAGGUUGCUGCCAGAGUACCCUAGCCAGCAACGACAACAGGAAUUCCAGCCCAAGCGAAGCAACACCGCUGCUGCCAAACCCAUCGUUGUCUCGACAAAAGGCUCGUCAGCUCAGGGAUCCUCGGCAACCCUUUCGGCUUCAGUUCCCACAAGUGUGGCCGGGGCACUGGACGGUACUGCUGGAGAUCCUGAUAUCUCCGUUGAACCUGAGCUUGUGCCUGGCAGAACCGAGGAUCAGAGUAGUGUCGCUCCAGAAGAAGAUUUUGAGAUGGUAGAAGAUCCAAAUGAGCCUGACGGCGAUGAUACUUUUGAGGAUAAGAAUCGGAAGGUCAUGCGUCGUCUCCAGCAAGGGGACACCGUUCAGAACGUCUUCAACAUUUCGCGCAUCAUUGGCCUGGAUGCUUCGGAAGGCAUCCUGAUUAUCGGAAAGGAAGCACUCUAUCUCAUGGAUAAUCUCUUCCAGAGCUCCGAUGGCGAAAUUGUGAAUGUUUGGCAGGCACCGCCUGAAGAGCGUGAUCCGUUUUCGAUCAUCAUCACGGGAGAUAGGCCGAACGAGAGACGGCAAAACCAAGGCCGGCCGGAGCAAGAAUCCCGUAGCUGGCGGUGGCGCGACGUUCUCAGUAUCUCCAAGAGGAGGUUCCUCUUCCGUGAUGUGGCCAUCGAAAUCUUUUUUACUGAUGGACGCAGCUAUCUGCUCACGGCAAUUAAUCCAGCGAAGCGGGAUGAGAUUUAUGCCAGGUUAACCGCCAUGACGCCUCACACCACAAAUCCCAGUCUGCUUCCUAACCCUGAAGAUGCCUGGCGGCUCGAGUGCCUUAAGCUCAGCGAAGAGGCACCGCAGUCUCUGGGGGCAAAAUUUGGCAGCAUCUUCAACUCUUCAGGUUGGCACCAGGCGAUGAAGCGUUGGCAGCGCGGUGAGAUCUCGAACUUCCACUACCUUAUGCUCAUUAACACCAUGGCUGGGCGAACCUUCAACGAUCUCACGCAGUACCCGGUCUUCCCCUGGGUGUUGGCUGACUACACAAGCGAAGAACUCGACCUCACCAACCCUGCCACAUUCCGAGACUUGACUAAACCUAUGGGUGCGCAAACGCCAGCGCGGGCGGCUGACUUUGCCAUGAGGUAUAAGAGCCUGUCGGAGAUUGGCGAAACACCUUUCCACUACGGAACGCACUACUCGUCAGCCAUGAUUGUAUCAUCAUACCUAAUCCGUCUCCCACCAUUUGUGCAGUCUUUCGUUCUCCUCCAGGGCGGUACAUUUGACCAUCCCGACCGUCUCUUCUUUUCCAUUGAGGGCGCCUGGAGGUCGGCGUCGCGAGACAACGGAUCAGAUGUGCGUGAGCUGAUUCCUGAGUUCUUCUAUCUCCCGGACUUCCUGACAAACAUCAACGGGUACAACUUCGGUGUGCGGCAGGGCGACGGUGGUCAGGUGAACCAUGUCAUCUUGCCGCCGUGGGCGAAGGGUGACCCUAAGAUCUUCAUCGCCAAGCAUCGCGAGGCACUGGAGAGCCCAUAUGUCAGCCAGAACCUGCACCACUGGAUCGACCUUAUCUUUGGGUACAAACAACGUGGAGAGCUGGCUGUUGAGAACCUGAACGUUUUCCAUCCGCUAUCAUACAAGGGCGCUCGCGACCUCGACAAUAUUACCGAUCCCCAGGAACGGCUGAUCACGACGGGUAUUAUUCACAACUUCGGCCAAACCCCUCAUCAGAUUUUCACCAAGCCUCACCCCCCACGAGAGUUUUACCGCUGUCCAGUCAAGCGGCUAGAUUCGUCGGUUCAUGCUCUAACCCGACUGCCGUACCCGCUGCUAGAGAGCCGCGAGCGAGUGGCCUCGUUGAUUUAUGUGCCGAAGCUGGACCGCUUGCUUUGCGCAUCUCCAUUCCGGCUCAAUCUGCCACCACACUAUGACAAGUUCCUAGAAUGGGGCUACACGGACAACAGCGUACGCUUCUUCCUGAGCGACAACCGCAAGCCAGCAGGGAUGUUUGAGAAUCUGCAUAUCGGGCAGAUCUCGACAGUGGCAUUCGCCGACUCUAAGACUCUUAUCACGGCGGGCGAGGACUGCGUGGUUUUGGUGCAUAACGUAGUGUCGCAACCGGGGAAGCCAGUCGUGGAACUACAUCUCCGUUCGUCGCUCUUCGGACACAAGACGCCGGUGACGCACAUCGCUGUGUCCAAAGCGUUCAGCACGAUUCUGACCGUGUCGGCCCAGGACGGCGCCGCCUUCCUGUGGGAUCUGAACCGUCUCGAGUUUGUGCGGCGCCUGCCGCCCAUCGCACCACGGCCUGGUGGUGUCGGCGUUGAGUGUGCCAAAAUCAACGACGCCACAGGCGAUAUCAUGAUAUGCUGUGGACAGAACGUGCUACUGUACACCCUCAACGGCGAGCUCAUCCUCGACCAGAACGUCUGUGUGCCACCUAAUGCCAGCCCGCCUGCUAACAGCAACAAGAGCGCUGGUAGUGGUGCUAAUGGCGGCUGGGAAGAUGAUUUCGUCCACUCGUGCGCCUUCUAUGAGGGAUCCGGCGGCAACGAGUGGCUCGAGAACCAGCUGGUCUUCACCGGCCACAAGCGCGGCGUCGUGAACAUUUGGAGAAAGACUGUUGACGACCGCGCUGGUCGCUGGGUCUUACAGCACAUGAGGCGGCUGGACCACGUAAAUCCCAAGAGCGAGACGGGCGUGAACGUCGAGGCGGCCAUUACGUGCAUUGCGCCGCUGCCGACACUGGUAUAUACGGGGGAUGAAGAUGGGCGAGUGUAUGAGUGGAAUUUGGUACAGCGUGAGAGGUAA